Dermacentor silvarum is the source of this 1564-nucleotide messenger RNA. Its product is annotated as YTH domain-containing protein 1-like. Gene Ontology annotation, cellular component: nucleoplasm. The transcript has 13 exons. Gene Ontology annotation, molecular function: N6-methyladenosine-containing RNA reader activity; mRNA binding. The annotation marks the transcript as partial. Lineage: Eukaryota; Metazoa; Arthropoda; Arachnida; Ixodida; Ixodidae. Gene Ontology annotation, biological process: mRNA splicing, via spliceosome; regulation of alternative mRNA splicing, via spliceosome. The record is from RefSeq and is a predicted model, not a curated record.
GAACGCCAAAGCGGCCACGAGUUUCUUCAUCUGUUGGUAGACGAGAGAUUUCUGAGCACGCUGAUCAGCACCUCAUGAAGUACUUCUUCCGGAACGCCAGAUUCUUUCUGGUGAAAAGCAACAACCACGAGAAUGUUGUGCUCUCAAAGGCCAAGGGGGUGUGGUCAACACCACCUCAAAAUGAAGCUAAGCUGAACCAGGCCUUCAGGGAGUGCAAAAAUGUCAUUCUGAUCUACUCGGUUAAGGAAAGUGGCAAGUUCCAAGGUUUUGCACGUUUAGCGUCGGAGUCGAACCACGACUGCCCUACAAUCCAGUGGGUGCUGCCGCCCGGUCUGAGUGCCAGGGCUCUGGGCGGCGUCUUCCAAGUGGACUGGAUCUGCAGACGUGAGCUCCCUUUCACCAAGACUGCCCAUCUAUACAACCCUUGGAAUGAUGGAAAGCAAGUCAAGAUAGGUCGAGAUGGACAGGAAAUCGAACCUCGCGUGGCUGAAGAGCUCUGCCAGCUGUUUCCCGUCGACGAAAACAUCAACCUUCGCAGUAUCCUGCGCCGCCGGGGCCGCUCGUCGCGCAGGAGCCCCACUCACCGCCGCCGCACCCCAUCACGUCGUUCUGCGUCCCCCUGCGGCCGUGGCCACCGUCAUCGCCAUGCUCGCACCAGCGGAAGGGAUGAAGCUCGUUUGCAUCUGGCGAGGGUGCAUAGUCGCCGGUCCAGAAAUAGCCAUGGUUCACAUUCUCCACGACCGAGGCACCGUAGGGAGAGUUCAGAUGAUGGUUACCGCCUGGCUCGCCGUGGGAGGUAUGGUCCUGAUCAUGAGGUGCCCAUGGACAGAUAUCCAGUCAGGAGAGAUCAACCUUCUAUGAAUGGGGCUUACCAAGACUACCUCAGGGAGUACCACCAUCAUCAAAGACCACCCUUGCCGCCAAUGCCAUAUGGGCCACCGCCACCUUUCCCCAUGGAUGCCAUGCCGUACCACUAUGACCGAAGCUUGCAUCACAUUGACUACAACCAUGGUGUGGCAUCACGAGCUUCAAGGCAACCAGAGAAGCGAUCGUAUGAAAUGACGGUCGACGACUUCAUCAGGAGAACAGCGCGACCCCCACCAAGCCGUGUCGAGCGCCGAUAUCGCGAGCGACGGUGAAUGGGCAUCACCCCAGUUGAUCUCACUGAAGAAGACCAUUGUACAUUCAUCCUAUCAUAGUUUCCAACUCAUCUUUAUUUUACAGCCUCAAUGGCCUGUCAAGGGCCCAGAGGUUAUUGUUGUUGCUACAUGCAGCCUGCGAAUUCUUGCAGUGCUGUGUCUGGCGUGAUCCCAUCCCCCCUUAAUACUUUGUACAUAAUGUCCGUUGUGCAUCUGCUGCUGCAUGUGAAAAGAGCAACAUGCAGACUACAUGGUGUGUCUGAGUGUAAUAUCUUUUUUAUGUGUUGAAGAGAACUAACAUUGAAAACAUUGACUUCCUGUUAUUUUUGUAUGUUCCUCAAAAACCCUGUUCAGAACUUGUGCACACCUAUGAACCCCCAGAAGGAAUGUGUCUGUUGUGGAACAAUAAAAGGGCUGAUGUGUAA